Messenger RNA from Mya arenaria, 2643 nucleotides. Its product is annotated as A disintegrin and metalloproteinase with thrombospondin motifs adt-1-like. The transcript is spliced from 16 exons. The coding region runs from base 1 to 2643 and encodes 880 amino acids. NCBI's taxonomy places the organism in Eukaryota, Metazoa, Mollusca, Bivalvia, Myida, Myidae. The record is from RefSeq and is a predicted model, not a curated record.
AUGUGCUUCUGGUGUUCUGUGAACGACAUAGAAGUAUUAUUGUUUGAUCUAGUCGACGGCGGCUUCACACCCUGGAGUUCAUGGGAUGCAUGUUCAGCGACGUGCAGUGAAGGCACCCAGUCCAGGUCCCGUACGUGUACUAACCCAGAACCCCAAUAUGGCGGCCUGGAUUGCGUCGGGGAUUCCACGGAGUCUCAUUCUUGCAACGACGGAUCUUGUCCUGUCGACGGCACCUAUACUUUAUGGAGUGCGUGGGACGCUUGUUCAAUGACGUGCGGUGACGGCACCCAGUCUAGGUCACGUUCAUGUACUAACCUAGAACCGCAAUAUGGCGGCCUGGACUGCGUCGGGGACACUGCGGAGUCGCAGCCUUGUACCGACGGACCUUGUCCAAUCGACGGUGAGUUCUCAUUAUGGAGUUCGUGGGGCUCUUGUACAGUAACGUGCGGUGACGGCACACAGUUCAAGUCACGUACUUGUACUUACCCAGAACCACAAUAUGGCGGCCUGGACUGUGUCGGUGAUUCCACGGAAUCCAGACCGUGCAACGACGGACUUUGUCCUGUGGAUGGCAGUUUUACGCUCUGGAAUUCUUGGGGUGCGUGUUCAAUGACGUGCGGUGACGGCGCCCAGUCCAGGUCACGUACGUGUACUGACCCAGAACCCCGGUAUGGCGGCCUAGGCUGCGUCGGAGAAUCCGCGGAGUCACAGCCCUGUAAUGACGGACCUUGUCCAAUCGACGGCGGCUAUACGUUAUGGAGCUCGUGGGUUGCGUGUUCAGACACGUGCGGUGAUGGUACCAAGUCCAGGUCACGUACGUGUACUAACCCAGAACCCCGAUAUGGCGGCCUGGACUGCGUCGGGGAUUCCACGGAUUCGACGUCAUGUUAUGACGGACCUUGUCCAAUCGACGGCGGCUUUACUUCAUGGAGUACAUGGGGUACGUGUACAAUGACCUGUGGUGGCGGCACCCAGUCUAGGUCACGUACGUGUACUAACCCAGAACCCCAAUAUGGCGGCCUGGACUGCGACGAUGUUUCCACGGAGUCUCAGUCCUGUAACGACGGACCUUGUCCUAUUGACGGUGGCUACGCCUUAUGGAGUUCAUGGGACGCGUGUUCAGUGACGUGCGGUGACGGCAUCGAAUCCAGGUCACGUUCGUGUACUAGCCCGGAACCCCAAUAUGGCGGCAUGGAUUGCAUCGGAGAUUCCGUGGAGUCUCAACCUUGCAACGACGGACAAUGUCCAAUUGUCGGCGGCUAUACAUUAUGGAGUUCGUGGGACGCGUGUUCAGCUACGUGUGAUGACGGUACCCAGUCGAGGACACGUUCGUGUACUAACCCAGAACCCCAAAAUGGCGGCCUGAACUGCGUCGGUGAUUCAAGCGAGUCUCAGUCUUGCAACGACGGUCCAUGUCCUGUCGAAGGUGGCUAUACGGUAUGGAGUGAUUGGGACGCAUGUUCGGUGACAUGCGAUGACGGCACACAGUCCAGGUCACGUACGUGUACUAACCCAGAACCCCAAUAUGGCGGCCUGGACUGUGUCGGUGAUUCAACGGAAACUCAGCCAUGUACCGACGGACCUUGUCCUGUCGACGGCGGCUUCACACCCUGGAGUUCAUGGAAUGCAUGUUCAGUUACGUGCGAUGACGGCACACAGUCUAGGUCACGUACGUGUUCUAACCCAGAACCCCAAUAUGGCGGCCUGGAUUGCGUCGGGGAUUCCACGGAGUCUCAGUCUUGCAACGACGGACCUUGUCCAAUCGAUGGUGGCUUCACACCAUGGAGUUCAUGGAAUGGAUGUUCAGCUACGUGCGGUGACGGCACCCAGUCCAGGUCACGUUCGUGUACUAACCCAGAACCCCAAUAUGGCGGCCUGGACUGUGUUGGAGAUUCCACGGAGUCACAGCCUUGCAACGACGGACUUUGUCCUGUGAACGGGUUCUGGAUGGCCUGGGAAACGUGGGGCGCGUGCUCCACCACCUGCAACGGCGGCACCCGGCAGCGCACGCGAGAGUGUAUUCCGCCCCAGCACGGCGGAAGUGGUUGCUCCGGCCACUUAUCUGAAUUCGCAGUGUGCAGCAUGGUUCCUUGUCCUGCAGUCGACGGCGGAUGGACAGUCUGGUCUGCCUGGAGCACGUGCUCGGUUUCUUGUGGCUACGGGGAGCUUUCACGUGCGCGCACUUGCAGCGACCCCGCGCCCCAGUGGGGAGGGAGUUAUUGUGACGGCAUCCACAUCGAAACACUCGCAUGCACGGUCAACAUAUGCCCUGUGGAUGGUGCCUGGAGCUCCUGGUCUGCUUGGUCGCCCUGUAUGAACAUGUCUAGCGACACAUGCCCACUGGAAACAGGUUGCACAUGCGGAGGGGGCGUUUCCGGCAGGAACAGGUCGUGUGACAACCCAGCCACUCAGUUUGACGGCACACCGUGCGAUGGUUCGGAAAUAGAAGCCAAAAACUGCUUUGUUCCAUGUUUCGAAAACAAGUGCUCGGCGGAGAACCCAAGUGGCUGUCAGGUGGUACUUCCGGCCGACAGCACACAGGAAAAUAAUGGGGUUAUGGUGGAUGGAGAAGCUGUUGCAGUUCUGUGUGCUGUGAUCGUUGCAUUAUGGCUGGCGGACAAGGGCUCUGAUGUGAUAACCUGA